AUGGGCAGCAGCAAGGAGGGCAAGAUUCGCUCGGCUCCGGCUUAUACAAUUACGGGUCGCGAGAAGCCUCCGUUGAUUCCAGUGAUGAUCUUCCCCGGACCCGGAUACUACGAUGGCGAGUACACAGCGGUCAAACCGAAGCCACCGGUGUAUUCGAUGCGCGGCAAGUACAAGAUGGGCAGCGAGGACUCAAAGCCCGGACCCGGAGCCCACUGUCCGGAGAAGUACUGGGAGAAACGUUCACCUCCCGCCAUAUCCUUUGGCAUCCUUCACUCGCCCUAUAUCAAGAAACCCGUGGCGGUAACAGUACCAGAAAAAUGCCUUCGCUUUUUGUUGGAGACUUUCGGUAUCAAGCACUCGCAGUAUCUGGGCCGUUUGAACGAGAAAAACUCCGAGUUUGACUAUAGCUUCUCCGGAAUCUGCUGA
Molecule: messenger RNA, 426 nt
Organism: Drosophila eugracilis
Lineage: Eukaryota; Metazoa; Arthropoda; Insecta; Diptera; Drosophilidae
Product: outer dense fiber protein 3-like protein 2
Exons: 3
Coding region: 1-426 (141 amino acids)
Source: RefSeq, a predicted model, not a curated record